AAAGUUUCAAAAAUGUUAAACUUAUUAGAUAAUGAGACUGUAUUGAAUUUGGAAAAAUUUGUAAAGGUUCCUGUAAGUUCAUGUGUAACUCUUGCAGAAGUUGGUGAUUUGGAGUUUCCGAUAUUGAAUUUGAAGUCAAAUAAUGAAGGAAUUUCAGUGCCUGUAGCAGCUCCUAAACGCUCAGAUGUUAUUAGCUCAGAAGCAUUUUCUUCUGAAAUUCCAACUUCAAUUGAAGAAAAGGCUUCAGGAAAGGCUCUUAAAAAUUCCAUUUCAAAAAAGCAGUAUAUGAAAAACUGUCCGGUUUGCUGUAUUUUCGUUUUGGAUCUACCUGAUCAUUUAACACAUAAGCAUAUGUGGUCUGCAGAAAGUGCCAAAAGUGUUAUUGAAGUUUAUAGAUUAAGAAAACCAUAUAAAAAAAGUCUUCUCCCUUAAAAUGCAAAAACUACCAUAAAUUAAAAAUGUGCCCAGUGUUAAAUUGUUUUAAAGUUACAAAAAAUAUCGGUGAGCAUCUAAAAUGUAAGGCUCACAAUUUAAAACCUAAAAAGGAAUGUUAUGCUUUUUUAAAGCUUGCUGCUGUAUAUAAAGAAGUAAAGUUGAGUUCCGAAUCUCCAAAAAAAACUCUUCUAAAAUUUAAAUCUUUAUCAUCAAGAAACUCUUUUGAUAAUAGCUUGUCUUUAAAUAUCCCAAAUCCUUUAAUUGCUGACAACUCUGGGUUACCUCGAAAAGCUAAUGAUAUACUCACUAUAAAAAUGUCUGCAUUACCUCAAUUGGCAUCUUUUAACACUAAAUCUGAAUUGGAAAAUACUGAUUAUGACAAUGAUGAUGUGGCUAAUGAGGAAAAUGAUGGCAAUGAUAGUGACUAUCUGAUAUCUGAAUAUGAAACCGAAAUAAACUCAGUUGAACCAAUUAAAGUUAAACUAAGUCCAUAUGUUGAAUCUUUACUCGAUGAUUUUUAUAACUUUUAUACAGGUCCAGACAGAGCUCGCAGUGGAAGAUCAAUUGAAAGAGUUAAGGAUGAUGUUAAAAGAAUUCUAUUAGCGGUAAAUAUAACAUCAUCCAUUAAUGUUAUAUUUGAAAAUAAUACCGAUAUUAUUCGACAUCAAUAUCUUCAGUUACAUAGCAUUAAACGAAAGUUGGGAGCCGGGUCAAUAAAAACAUAUUUAAACUCGUUAAAAGACUUUAGUCCAUUUCUUGUUGCUUCUAGAAACAAAAUUCCAAACCUGCCUAUCGAAAAUGUUCAUGAAGCAAUAAUAAACAUUGAAAAUUGGAAAAAGAAAUUUAAAGCCAAAGAAGGUUUGCAAAAACAUAAAAAAGCUGAAGAUGACUUUAAAAUGUUAGUCACUCCUGCUAAAAUAAAAAUGAAUGGAAAUAGCAAAAAUGCUUUAUUUGCCAAAGAGCUGCAGGAAUCAUUAAAAAUUGAUAAUAUUAAACCUAAGUUUGAGUAUUGUUCUUAUCGUGACCAUGUUUUUUUUUAUUAUUCACUUUUCUGGCGCAUAUAGAUCUGGUGUAACAUCUCAUAUGAGUAUUGAGGAAUAUAACAAAUUAAAAGGUUUAGAUAAUGGUAUCAGCAUGAUUAAUGCGUGGGACCACAAAACUGUAGCAAAAUAUGGUCCUGCUCGUGUUACACUUCCUCCAAUAGAUUUUAAAUGGGUUGAAAUGUUUGUUAACUUUGUGAGGCCAAAAUUGCCAAAUGUUAGCUCAGACAAGGCUUUUUUGUCACGGUCAGGAAAUGAAAUGACUUCUGGGGACAUCAGCGAAAGAUUGCAUUCCUUAUGGUUAAAAGCUGGGAUUUUUGAUGGUCGAGUAAUUUUAAAAAAGCUAACUGCAAAUCUCAUACGAAAAACAGCAUCAACAAUAGUUAAUGAUGAAAAUAGUAUUUAUUAUAGUGAUAGAGGUGUUGUGGCCGAUUCUUUGAGCCACAGUGAAAAAACUGCAGCUAUUCACUAUUCUACAACAAAUCAGCUAGAACGUGCUGUUAAAGGAGGAAUUAUAGUUAGAGAAAAUAUGAGAUUGUCACCUUUAAAAACGGAAAAAACUUUUUUGGAUGUUAAAAAUGUAUAUCAGUCUUUUAAUUCUCCCAAAAAAUUUUGGAGUAAAGAUGAAGCAACGUCUUUAAAUUCUUUGUUUGCUGACAGUAGCAAUCAAAAUAUUUCAUACAGCCGAGUAAAAUCUAUGAUUGAAAAAUCACCAACUAGUAGCAUUAAUUGCUCACCAAGGCAAGCAUGACAAAUUAAAAAGUAUGAAGCGACAAAGUACAGCUCCAGAAAAAGAAACUAAGGUUCUUCAAGAAGUUCUUAUGGUCUUAUCGUAGAGCACCACAGAAGAGCAUUUAAUUAAAAGUUCACGUCUCUUUUUUAACCGAUGUUGAAAAACUUGCCUAGAGGUGAAUUUGAACCACGAACACAUUGCUUUUUGAGGCUAGUGCGUUACCACUGCGCUAUAUUGCUCCAGUUUUUUUUAACGCAAAUUUUAGUAUUAGAAUUCAGAGUUUUGAAUGAACACAGUAGCCUUCUGGCCUCCUUGUGCAAAACUUGCUCUUAGCCUCCUCGUGCAGCGCACAAUCUGGGCACCACCAAAAGCCGCCCCUAAAUGUGCAUAAGAUAAUUUUCUAAUAAACAAAUGUGAUAAAAAUCAUAUUUACCACCUUCAACAAACCACAUAUGAUGGGAUGCAUGUUUGCUAGAACAAUUAUAUCAUAAAACAAAAUCUCCUUUUUUAUUCCAAGCGUGCAUUUUCAAAGGAUUAAUAAAUUUUUUACAAUUUUUAAGAGGUAAGUUA
This is a messenger RNA of Hydra vulgaris (swiftwater hydra), 2778 nucleotides long. The record is from RefSeq and is a predicted model, not a curated record. Lineage: Eukaryota; Metazoa; Cnidaria; Hydrozoa; Anthoathecata; Hydridae.